GAGCUCCCGCCCCUUCCGCCUCGGCGCCCCGCCCAGGCCUCGCCCCUAGGUGUUCCCGCCCCUCCCCCUCCCUUGUCGCUCGCUUUCUGUCAGCCUCUCUCCCUCUCCCUCUCCCCUCUCCUUCCUCUCGCUUCCUCUCUCGCACCUGAGCGUACGCACCUGCCCGGGCCCGGCUCCCUCCUCCUCCUCCCCUCCCUCUUUCCCCGCCUGGCCGCGGGAGCCUCGUGGCUGCGUCACCGCCGCCCCCCCAGACAAGAUGGACACCGCGGAGGAAGACAUAUGUAGAGUGUGUCGGUCGGAAGGAACACCUGAGAAACCGCUUUAUCAUCCUUGUGUAUGUACUGGCAGUAUUAAGUUUAUCCAUCAAGAAUGCUUAGUUCAAUGGCUGAAACACAGUCGAAAAGAAUACUGUGAAUUAUGCAAGCACAGAUUUGCUUUUACACCAAUUUAUUCUCCAGAUAUGCCUUCACGGCUUCCAAUUCAAGACAUAUUUGCUGGACUGGUUACAAGUAUUGGCACUGCAAUACGUUAUUGGUUUCAUUAUACGCUUGUGGCCUUUGCAUGGUUGGGAGUUGUUCCUCUUACAGCAUGCCGCAUCUACAAGUGCUUGUUUACUGGCUCCGUGAGCUCACUACUGACACUGCCAUUAGAUAUGCUGUCAACGGAAAAUUUGUUGGCAGAUUGUUUGCAGGGUUGUUUUGUGGUGACAUGCACACUGUGUGCAUUCAUCAGCCUGGUGUGGUUGAGAGAGCAGAUAGUCCACGGGGGAGCACCAAUUUGGUUGGAGCAUGCUGCUCCACCCUUCAAUGCUGCGGGGCAUCACCAAAAUGAGGCUCCAGCAGGAGGAAAUGGUGCAGAAAAUGUUGCUGCUGAUCAGCCUGCUAACCCACCAGCUGAGAAUGCAGUGGUGGGGGAAAACCCUGAUGCCCAGGAUGACCAGGCAGAAGAGGAGGAGGAGGACAAUGAGGAGGAAGAUGACGCUGGUGUGGAAGAUGCAGCAGAUGCUAAUAACGGAGCCCAGGAUGACAUGAAUUGGAAUGCUUUAGAAUGGGACCGAGCUGCCGAAGAGCUUACAUGGGAAAGAAUGCUAGGACUUGAUGGAUCACUAGUUUUUCUGGAACAUGUCUUCUGGGUGGUAUCUUUAAAUACACUGUUCAUUCUUGUUUUUGCAUUUUGCCCUUACCAUAUUGGUCAUUUCUCCCUUGUUGGUUUGGGAUUUGAAGAACACGUCCAGGCAUCUCAUUUUGAAGGCCUAAUCACAACCAUAGUUGGGUAUAUACUUUUAGCAAUAACACUGAUAAUUUGUCAUGGCUUGGCAACUCUUGUGAAAUUUCAUAGAUCUCGUCGCUUACUGGGAGUCUGCUAUAUUGUUGUUAAGGUCUCUUUGUUAGUGGUGGUAGAAAUUGGAGUAUUCCCUCUCAUUUGUGGUUGGUGGCUGGAUAUCUGUUCCUUGGAAAUGUUUGAUGCUACUCUGAAAGAUCGAGAACUGAGCUUUCAGUCGGCUCCAGGUACUACCAUGUUUCUGCAUUGGCUAGUGGGAAUGGUAUAUGUCUUCUACUUUGCCUCCUUCAUUCUACUACUGAGAGAGGUACUUCGACCUGGUGUCCUGUGGUUUCUAAGGAAUUUGAAUGAUCCAGAUUUCAAUCCAGUACAGGAAAUGAUCCAUUUACCAAUAUAUAGGCAUCUCCGAAGAUUUAUUUUGUCAGUGAUUGUCUUUGGCUCCAUUGUCCUCCUGAUGCUUUGGCUUCCUAUACGUAUAAUUAAGAGUGUGCUGCCUAAUUUUCUUCCAUACAAUGUCAUGCUCUACAGUGAUGCUCCAGUGAGUGAACUGUCCCUCGAGCUGCUUCUGCUUCAGGUUGUCUUACCAGCAUUACUCGAACAGGGACACACGAGACAGUGGCUGAAAGGGCUGGUGCGAGCGUGGACUGUGACCGCCGGAUACUUGCUGGAUCUUCAUUCUUAUUUAUUGGGAGACCAGGAAGAAAAUGAAAACAGUGCAAAUCAACAAGUUAACAAUAAUCAGCAUGCUCGAAAUAACAACGCUAUUCCUGUGGUGGGAGAAGGCCUUCAUGCAGCCCACCAAGCCAUACUCCAGCAGGGAGGGCCUGUUGGCUUUCAGCCUUACCGCCGACCUUUAAAUUUUCCACUCAGGAUAUUUCUGUUGAUUGUCUUCAUGUGUAUAACAUUACUGAUUGCCAGCCUCAUCUGCCUUACUUUACCAGUAUUUGCUGGCCGUUGGUUAAUGUCAUUUUGGACGGGGACUGCCAAAAUCCAUGAGCUCUACACAGCUGCUUGUGGUCUCUAUGUUUGCUGGCUAACCAUAAGGGCUGUGACGGUGAUGGUGGCAUGGAUGCCUCAGGGACGCAGAGUAAUCUUCCAGAAGGUUAAAGAGUGGUCUCUCAUGAUCAUGAAGACUUUGAUAGUUGCGGUGCUGUUGGCUGGAGUUGUCCCUCUCCUUCUGGGGCUCCUGUUUGAGCUGGUCAUUGUUGCUCCUCUGAGGGUUCCCUUGGAUCAGACUCCUCUUUUUUAUCCAUGGCAGGACUGGGCACUUGGAGUCCUGCAUGCCAAAAUCAUUGCAGCUAUAACAUUGAUGGGUCCUCAGUGGUGGUUGAAAACUGUAAUUGAACAGGUUUACGCAAAUGGCAUCCGGAACAUUGACCUUCACUAUAUUGUUCGUAAAUUGGCAGCACCAGUGAUCUCUGUGCUGUUGCUUUCCCUGUGUGUACCUUAUGUCAUAGCUUCUGGUGUUGUUCCUUUACUAGGUGUUACUGCGGAAAUGCAAAACUUAGUCCAUCGGCGGAUUUAUCCAUUUUUACUGAUGGUUGUGGUAUUGAUGGCAAUUUUGUCCUUCCAAGUCCGCCAGUUUAAGCGCCUUUAUGAACAUAUUAAAAAUGACAAGUACCUUGUGGGUCAACGACUCGUGAACUACGAACGGAAAUCUGGCAAACAAGGCUCAUCUCCACCACCUCCACAGUCAUCCCAAGAAUAAAGUAGUUGUCUCAACAACUUGACCUUCCCCUUUACAUGUCCUUUUUUGUGGACUUCUCUCUUUGGAGAUUUUUCCCAGUGAUCUCUCAGCGUUGUUUUUAAGUUAAAUGUAUUUGACUUGUGUUCUCAGCAUUCAGAGAGCAGCAGUGUAAGUUUCUGCUGUUCUUCCCUGGAUCUUCUGACAUUACUGCUGUCUAAGAUUUGUAUAUGUGUAAAUACAAGUUCCUUGAUACCCUAAAACCUUGGAUUAAACAGAAUGUGCAUUGUACAUCUUUAAACAAAAUGUAUAUUAAUUUAUUAAAUCUAGUUGUCACUUUAUUUUGGACUUGCCGUGAUCUCGACAGGAAACGUGCCACAGAGCAGUAGUGCGCAGGCAAGACUUUUCAGUGACGUCUUGUGGAACGCAGUUCAUGAUGUCCUAGCAGCUCUCACUAAGGGAACUGUACAUUCUUUCUUUCUUGGCUAUUCAGACCUUACCAAGAACGUUAAAGGAAACAAGCAGAAAUCAGCAGUGGAGUGUCUGUGGUAAGAAAACAUGAACUUUAUGCUUCACUGUUAGUUGUUUGUGGAAGUUAUUUUGUAUAACACCAAAGCUGUUGUACAUUUUCUACUGCCUGAUUUUUUUUCAUGUGUCUGUGUUUGUAAUAUUGUAUAGUAUCUUGUGCUAGGUGAGGAAAUUAUUUUUAAUUUUGAUAAUUUAAUAUUCCUAGUGUGAUCAGCAUUGGGAGUUGGGUUUCAGUGCUUGUUAGGGGCAUGUCUAUACUUAGAGAAAAAAAGUCCAAAUGAAGAUUUUCAUUAGUCAGCCCCCCCCCCGCCCCCACACCCGCAUCCUCUCUUUUCUUCCACACACAACUAUCUCUUUAUUUUUCGUAGCAGUGGCUGAAAGUCCUGCAAGGUCAUAAAUCUUUCAGAAUGACAUCACCAACUGUGCUGCAUCUUACUGGAUUUAGGACUUCUGAGAUGCUUGUGAAGUAUAGAUGUGGUUGUGAUCUUAGAUUGACAGCAUUAGAGAAGACUGGUUAGAACAUCUGGUCUCGCUGGUUAGUGCGUCGUUGGCUGAGGACUAGGUGUGCAUUUCUCCUAGCUUUUCAUUAGGAAAUCCCAAAGUUUCCAAAGCUUUUUGUUUACAGAAUAAAACUUCAAAUAAAACCAAUUCAUUAUUUGUCCAGAAGGAAGCUUGGCUGAGCUGGCCUUUUAACAUAGGAAUGUAUUUCAUUGGAAACAUUCUGAAAAAUCUCAGAGAACUGAAUGCUUACAAACUUUGUUUUCCCUCAUAACCAAAGCUUCAGAUUAGAAGUUUAGAAAAAUAGAAUGGUUGGGUACAUGAUGUAAGUGUUUAAUGCUAAAGGUAUAUUGUAAGGGUAGUGUUUGUUUUUGAACGAUAAUUUAGAAGGUCUCAUAGAAAGUGUAUAACAUAGGUCCUCAGAAACUAUAAAAGAAUUUUCAUAUAGUACUAAAAUCCAUAGACUAAAAUCUGAGGAUUUUUUAACAUUUGCAAGUCAGCCAAACAUAAGCUACCAAAAUAAAGAGCAAUGUGUUCUGGCUGUUUUAUACUUCAACAAUAUUUUCCCUAAGUGGUAAGCAAUUACUUUAAAACAUAUUUUUAAAAACAUCAGUAUCGGGAGCUGCGGUGGCUCCAGCCGGUUGUCCUGGCACACAAGGAGGCAAGGCUAUGCGUUCGAGGCCAACCUAGGCAAAAUUGGAAAAAAAAAAAAAUCAGUAUCA
Molecule: messenger RNA, 4713 nt
Organism: Nomascus leucogenys (northern white-cheeked gibbon)
Lineage: Eukaryota; Metazoa; Chordata; Mammalia; Primates; Hylobatidae
Gene: MARCHF6
Product: membrane associated ring-CH-type finger 6
Cellular component (GO): endoplasmic reticulum membrane
Molecular function (GO): zinc ion binding
Source: RefSeq, a predicted model, not a curated record